UUCUAAGUCUUAUCAAUGACCCUUUGAAUUAUCAAAGUGUCAACCAUAUUCCUGUUAGUCGGUUACAAAUUGCUUCAUUUAUUCUUCUUAUUGUCUUUCUCACUUCACCUCCCAAUAUAAAUACACGAGAAGUUAAGAAUCGUUUUCCAUUCAUUUUUAUCAAACCCUCUUAACUCAUUCAUUCACAUAAAUAACCAAAGUUAUUUCUAUAUUUUUUUUUAUCAUAUCUCAUAAACUAUAUACUAUAUAUAUUCUCAUAAUUUAUAUAUGUAGAUAGAUAGUGAAGGCUGAACCAAACAACAACAUCAGAAUCAGAAUCAGCUUAUCUAUAUACAUAGAGUAUAUUGUAUUGAUUAAUUCAUCAAACUAUGGCUGAUGAUGAUCAAUUUCAUCAUUCAAGUGGAAACUGGUGGGACACAGCAUCAAGAAAUAUGAGAUUUAAUCAAAGUGGAGGAACAUCACAAUCUUCUUCAUCUACCAUAACCAACAACAUAGUUGAUUUUGCUUGGCAAAAUUCAGAUAUGGUGGAAAUAAAACCAAGAUCUUCCAUGGAAAAUUCUUCUGUUGUUUUUCAUGAUAAUCAGAAACUUCAACAACCUCAAGAUUCUUCUACUUCAUCUGACCCUAACUUGCAUAUGAUGGGUUUAGGUCUUUCUUCUCAUACCUUGGAUUGGAAUCAACCAUCUUUGAUAAGAGGUGAGAAGGGAACAGAGAACAGUUUCAGGUCAAUAUUGGAAGAAAAUUUGAGUUCAACAAGGAACAAUUUUGAGCAAGAAAAUGUGAUGGGGAUGUGUCAACAAGUGAAUAGAAAUAAUUUCUCUCUGGAUCAAAAUCAGUUUAGUCCUCAAUAUAGUUCUGGAGAUAGUAAUGUUAUUACAAGCCAAUGUUUACCAACAAAUUUUCAAAUGGAUUCUUCAACUUUAUAUGGAACUCCAUCAAUUUUACAAGGUUCAUUUGAGAACAGAUCCAUGAGUAGUACUUUUCCAUAUCCAACAAAUAACUAUGGAUUAAACUCUAAUAAUGAGUUGAAUAUUAUGCCAGCUUCUAAUAAUUGGUCUAAUAAUAAAGUUCCUCAAUUUUUUAUGAGAACUUCACCUCCAAAACAACCAACCAAUAACCAGUUGCAUUUUACUAACAACACCCCUUUUUGGAAUGCUUCUGAGGCUCCUAAUUCCGUCAAGGAUGUUAGGUCUACUUUCUUCCCCUCUUUGCAACCUCAAUUUUCCCCUUCAAAUUUUGAUUCACAUUCAAAGAAUAUAUCUGAAGUAAGUGUGGUGAAGAAAAGUGGGAGUGAGCCAGCACCCAAAAGGACCCGUAACGAAACCCCAUCAACUUUGCCAGCUUUUAAGGUGAGAAAAGAAAAGAUGGGAGACAGAAUCACUGCACUCCAACAAUUAGUGUCUCCUUUUGGAAAGACUGAUACAGCCUCAGUGCUUUCUGAAGCCAUUGAAUAUAUUAAAUUUCUCCAUGAACAGGUUACUGUUUUGAGCACACCAUACAUGAAAAGUGGAGCUCCAUCAGAGAUUCAACAGAAUUCUGGUAAAUUAAAAAAAUGUGAGGGCACAAAGCAAGAUCUAAAAAGUCGAGGACUAUGUUUGGUACCAGUUUCUAGCACAUUUCCAGUGACUCAUGAAACAACAGUUGAUUUUUGGACACCAACAUUUGGAGGGACAUCAAGAUAAUAUUAAUGGAUGAAAAAAAUAUAGUGACAUGGAACCAAUAUCCUUCAACUAGGGCAUGCAUGUAUGUACCUUAUCAAACCUAGCCAAGUUGGGAAUGAUAAGAAAAAAAAAUGAAAGAGAAACAUGAAAGUAGACAAAGAAACCCACUUAAAUAUGUAAAGUUAGUUAGUUCUAAUGAGGGAAAUGGAAAAAAAAGAGAGUGGGGAGAAGGGAAAUUUUUGUUGAAAGAGAAAGAAAAGGAAGUGACAAUUCAAAAAGAUAGCCAUUGAUGGGCCAACUACAUUCAGAAUUAUUCAGGGUUUUGGGAAAUAUUUGGGACCAUUUGGAGUUGUAAUAAUUGAAGUAUUAUGCUUGCAAGCGUGGGAUUAGAGGAAUGACAAAGUUGAUUAAAAUAGAAAAAAAGUUGUCAUUUUUAGACUUAACAUGAGAAGAGAGAUAUUUAGAUAUUUUAGGCGGCGAUAAAGUUAUUGAAUCAAUAUGUAUCUGAUUCAAUAAUUUCGUAGCCGCUUCAUUUGUGUAUCAACUUCAUUAGAUUUAAGUUGAAGUAUUUCGACGACACAAAAAGAAGGUUCGGCUACAAAGUCAUUGGAUCAAUAUAUCUCAAUGUUUACGACGAUAUUGAUGUAAGAACUUUGCAGGCUUGUAACAACUACAUUGGAUCCAAGCUUGAGAAGUAUUUAUAUAAUCUACAGUGAUGACACAAAAAGAAUGUUAUUGUUAGGUGAAGUUUGUUUUAUAUAAACAUGUAUUGUUAGCAGAAAAUAAAGUAGUUGCUUUACUAAUUUUUUGUUGCUAUAUAUUGUGAAUAGAGCUGGCACUACCUUUUAGUUCAAGAAAAAUUUAAAAAAAAUAAAAUUAAUUUGAUGGAAUCAUUGAAA
Medicago truncatula (barrel medic) is the source of this 2560-nucleotide messenger RNA. Its product is annotated as transcription factor bHLH123. The record is from RefSeq and is a predicted model, not a curated record. NCBI's taxonomy places the organism in Eukaryota, Viridiplantae, Streptophyta, Magnoliopsida, Fabales, Fabaceae. The transcript is spliced from 7 exons. Gene Ontology annotation, molecular function: RNA polymerase II cis-regulatory region sequence-specific DNA binding; protein dimerization activity; DNA-binding transcription factor activity, RNA polymerase II-specific. Gene Ontology annotation, cellular component: nucleus. The coding region runs from base 369 to 1682 and encodes 437 amino acids. Gene Ontology annotation, biological process: regulation of transcription by RNA polymerase II.